AUGGUCAAGUACUUGAAUCAAGUGGAAAGUAUCAACAUAGACAGAGAUUUAUUCGAAAAAUAUAAGUUCAGUGUGGACCAAUUAAUGGAACUUGCUGGCCAGAGUUGUGCACUCGCUAUUGCUCAUAGUUAUCAGUCGUUGAAAAAUUCUGAACGAAAAAUUUUGGUUUGUUGUGGACCAGGAAAUAAUGGUGGUGAUGGACUUGUCUGUGCCAGACAUUUGAAACAAUUUGGAUAUAAUCCGGAAAUUUACUACCCUAAAAGAACAAAUAACACACUAUAUGAGAAUUUGUUGCAUCAGUGUGUUGAAAAUGAUAUUCCUUUAGUAGAAGAUGAUUUAGAAGAUUUUGCCUUAAAACGUUUGUGCCAGUUUGGUCUCAUAGUAGAUGCUCUGUUUGGAUUCAGCUUCAAACCUCCUGUGAGAGAAGAGUUUAUCCCUAUCAUUCAUCUAUUGGAAAAUACAACUGUUCCCAUUUGUAGUAUAGAUAUACCAUCAGGGUGGGAUGUGGAGAUUGGACCACCCAUGAAUGGUGGGAUAAAACCAGAAAUGCUGGUAUCGUUAACAGCACCAAAGAUAUGUGCUAAAAGGUUUCAAGGAAAAUACCAUUAUUUGGGUGGUCGAUUUGUACCUAAUAAAUUGGAAAGAGAAUAUAAUCUUAAUCUACCCAAAUACCAAGGAACCAAUUUAAUUGUUCCUCUGCAUUGA
Dufourea novaeangliae is the source of this 705-nucleotide messenger RNA. RefSeq names its product NAD(P)H-hydrate epimerase (gene Naxe). NCBI's taxonomy places the organism in Eukaryota, Metazoa, Arthropoda, Insecta, Hymenoptera, Halictidae. Bases 1 to 705 code for a protein of 234 amino acids. Gene Ontology annotation, molecular function: NAD(P)HX epimerase activity. The record is from RefSeq and is a predicted model, not a curated record. The transcript has a single exon. Gene Ontology annotation, cellular component: mitochondrion.